Agelaius phoeniceus (red-winged blackbird) is the source of this 1647-nucleotide messenger RNA. Lineage: Eukaryota; Metazoa; Chordata; Aves; Passeriformes; Icteridae. The record is from RefSeq and is a predicted model, not a curated record.
AUGCCAGGGAGCCUCUCCACGGCCCUGCGUGUCGUGGGGACCAGCCUCUUCGCCGUGGCGGUGCUGGGGGGAAUCCUGGCCGCCUACGUCACAGGGUACCAGUUCAUCCACACGGAGAAGCACUACCUCUCCUUCGGCCUCUACGGGGCCAUCCUGGGGCUGCACCUCUUCAUCCAGAGCCUCUUCGCCUUCCUGGAGCACCGGCGCAUGCGGGGCGAGGGGCAGCCGGUGCGGCCGGGGCGCUCCGUGGCCCUCUGCAUCGCCGCCUUCCAGGAGGACCCCGACUACCUGACGAAGUGCCUACGCUCCGUCAAGCGCAUCGCCUUCCCCGACCUCAAAGUGGUGAUGGUGGUGGACGGGAACGGCCCCGACGACACCUACAUGCUGGACAUCUUCCACGACGUGAUGGGCUCUGAGCACUCCGGCAGCUACAUCUGGAGGAGCAACUUCCACGCCUGGGGCGAGGGGGAGACGGAGGCCGGGCUGCGGGAAGGGCUGGCCCGAGUUCAGGCACUGGUCCGCAGCAACACCUACUCCUGCAUCCUCCAGAAGUGGGGCGGGAAGCGGGAGGUGAUGUACACGGCCUUCCGGGCGCUCGGAGACUCCGUGGACUAUAUCCAGGUGUGUGACUCAGACACGGUGCUGGACCCCGCCUGCACCGCCGAGAUGCUCCGCAUCCUGGAGGCCGACCCCCACGUCGGCGGCGUCGGCGGCGACGUCCAGAUCCUGAACAAGUACGACUCGUGGCUCUCCUUCCUGAGCAGCGUGCGGUACUGGAUGGCCUUCAACGUGGAGCGCGCGUGCCAGUCGUACUUCGGGUGCGUGCAGUGCAUCAGCGGCCCCCUGGGCAUGUACCGCAAUGCGCUGCUGCAGCAGUUCCUCGAGGACUGGUACCACCAGACCUUCCUGGGCAGCAAGUGCAGCUUCGGGGACGACCGGCACCUCACCAACCGCGUGCUCAGCCUGGGCUACCGGACCAAGUACACGGCUCGCUCCAAGUGCCUGACAGAGACGCCCACGCGGUACCUGCGCUGGCUCAACCAGCAGACCCGCUGGAGCAAGUCCUACUUCCGCGAGUGGCUCUACAACGCGCUCUGGUUCCACAAGCACCACCUCUGGAUGACCUACGAGUCGGUGGUCACCGGCUUCUUCCCCUUCUUCCUCAUUGCCACCGUCAUCCAGCUCUUCUACCGCGGCCGCGUCUGGAACAUCCUCCUGUUCCUGCUGACGGUGCAGCUGGUGGGCGUCAUCAAGGCCACCUACGCCUGCUUCCUGCGCGGCAGCGCCGAGAUGAUCUUCAUGUCCCUCUACGCCCUCCUCUACAUGUCCAGCCUGCUGCCCGCCAAAAUCUUCGCCAUUGCCACCAUCAACAAGUCGGGCUGGGGCACCUCAGGGCGCCGCACCAUCGUGGUGAACUUCGUGGGGCUGCUGCCAGUGUCGGUGUGGGUGGCGGUGCUGCUGGGCGGGCUGGCCUACACCGCCUACAGCCAGGACCUCUUCAGCGAGACUGAGGUGGCCUUCCUUGUCUCAGGUGCCAUCCUCUACGCCUGCUACUGGGUGGCCCUGCUCACCCUCUACCUGGCCAUCGUUGCCCGCCGCUGCGGCAAGAGGCAGGAGCAGUGUGGGCUGGUCUUCACUGAGGUCUGA